GGUCAAUGUACGGCACUUGAAUCGACUGUGCGGUGUUGUAUUGAGCAUGCCUGGCUUCAUGCUCCGCACAUUCACAACACGGCUCAGAGAUGGCAGCGCUGUCAGCCCCCCUUCGAGUCUGCCGAGGAAUACUCAAAGAACUACGUGCCAUACAGGGACCGACUUAUAAAAAGUCUUUGGCCUACAACUAUAUUAUGGAGCAGUUUCGUAAGAAUAAGGUAACAGGAGAAAGGUACUGCCGUGCCCAGCAGGAGGCGCACCACGACUCACACACAUACCUGUGUUUGCUGGCAUCCACUAGGACCCACAUGGUUCUCCACAACCUUUACCACGGCAAGGGAGAGCGCAGCACAGAACAAGCGGCUGGCCUCGUGGGGCUCAGGUUGCCAACACAGCCGGGAGGUAAAGGCUGGGAGAAGUGAGGACAUGGGAGGGAGCAACUGUGGAAGAAAAUCUUGACAUUUUUCAAAAAUGACUUUUCUGUGGCUGAUUCAUCUGGUCUAUUACAAUUCACUUCAUGACUGGUAAACCACAAAGGGAUAAAGGUUUGACUGGAGUCUGGCAGACUGGAGAAUGUGCCAUCAAGGACAUCUUUGAGGGAACUCUGCUCCUUUCUGUUGUGCUGUUCUACCAAUGUUCAAUAUGAGGGUGACCUCAUCUGAGUAUUUGAAGCAACUGUGAAAAUAUAUACUAUGAUUAGAAAUCUGUUGCUGUAGGUAUACUGUAGCCUACAGGUUGUCUACAUCUGCUUUUCUUUGUGUUAUGGUCAUUUUCCUAACUGUAAAAAGAGCAAAAGCAACCAUCCAAAUGGAUUGUAAGUACAAUUUCAUUUUGAUUUGUCUGUCCUAUUAAAAUAUUAGUCACUGUUA
Messenger RNA from Centropristis striata (black sea bass), 869 nucleotides. RefSeq names its product formation of mitochondrial complex V assembly factor 1 homolog (gene fmc1). Bases 90 to 422 code for a protein of 110 amino acids. The record is from RefSeq and is a predicted model, not a curated record. The transcript has 2 exons. Gene Ontology annotation, cellular component: mitochondrion. Lineage: Eukaryota; Metazoa; Chordata; Actinopteri; Perciformes; Serranidae.